AUUCAUUCGAUUCCUGCUGGGUACUGUUGCUUAUUAUAGGCUGCUGAUCGGGAAAAAAACGCUUUAUUUCAGUUUGCCUCUGAAGGUUCUUAUACAGGUGCACAAGAAUGGUAGUGUAUGAACCGAAUGCCAGUCAUUAUGAGUUACUCUCAGACAUCGGCAAAGCUUGUGAUGGGGCAGCAACGGUAUACUUGGCCCAGCAUACGCCCUCAAGCACAUUUGUUGCAGUACGCAAGACAGAUUUAGAAUCUGAUAAAGCAUCUUUUGCUAAUUUACAGCAUGAGUUCCAUUUAAUGCGACUGCUGCAACAUGAGCACCUUCUUUGUUGUCAUUGUGCAUUUGUUGUUGCUAAUGAAUUAUGGGAAGUCAUGCCUCUUAUGGACUAUGGAUCUGCUCAAGAUAUUGUAGCAGCCAAUUUUCCUGACGGAUUGGGUGAAUUAUCCAUAGCAUACAUUCUCCGUGAUGUUCUUACUGCACUUGAUUAUAUCCACAAAAUGGGAUUCAUACACAGGAGCAUCAAGAGUAGCCACAUCCUCCUGUCCCAAAAUGGCCGCAUUCUUAUGACUGGACUCAGUACUGCCGUUAAUAUGGUCAAGGAUGGUCAGCGACUUCGAGCAGUCCACGAUUUUCCAACUCAUGCUGUCAAGAACCUGCCGUGGCUUGCACCAGAAAUAUUAGAACAGAAUUUACUGGGCUAUGAUACAAGGAGCGAUAUCUACAGCAUUGGAAUAACAGCGUGUGAACUAGCCAAUGGAUGUAUUCCUUUCUCUGACAUGGUAUCAACUAAAAUGCUACUUGAGAAGAUAAAUGGAACCACCCCAAAACUGCUGGAUGCUACCACUCUGGGAGAGGAGCAACUUAUGUCCCAGGCAGACUCUGGUAUAGACACUGGUAUGGUUGGCAACAGUGCAUCGUCAAGUAGGCACAGUUCCAACCCCUACACAAGAGUUUUCUCAUCCCAAUUCCAUCAGUUUGUUGAUAUAUGUUUACUGAGAGACCCAUCUGAAAGACCUAGUGCGGCAGCUUUAUUAACUCAUCCAUUUUUUAAACAAGUGAAGAAAAGAACCAGUGAACUCUUAACUUCUGUUCUGCAAUACUUAAAACCAAUAACACAAACUGAACAGCUCUUGAAGAAAGUAACUAGGCCUGAUGUAAGAGACACUGCACAGCAGCUACAGGAAAUGGAUGUAACAGAUAAUUGGGUCUUUGACUGAACAUGUGAUCUUGUGAGUAGAUGCUGAUUGGCCAGAUGGGAUACUGAGCAAUAUGUUAGCAACUGAGAACAGGUCAGAUCGUUGUUGAAGGAUGAUGGGAUGUGAGAUGCAUAGGAUCUGUUUGAGAAUUUUUUUUGAGAAAAUGUGAAUUUUAUCUUAAUUAUGAAACCCAUUUGGUGGUUUCCAGUAGAAUUUAAUGUAAGAUAAAUAAAUUUAUUGCAAAAAUAUAAAGCAAAAAAAAAACAGCAAUAAACAAAGAAGUCGAAGGAUUUUCAAGACAUAGAAUUUUUCUAUUAUAUAUAUCAACUACUAUUAAAUAGCAUUAAAAAAAUCUACUGCUAAAUAGUAUCAUUAUGUAUACAAUUUCCAUUGUUUGGAGGUGAAACUAACUAGGAGUUGCUUGGCAACAGGGAACAGGAUUCCAUUUGAGAUAAUGCUUAGCGGUCAUGCACUUAGGCAAUUUACACCUGAUUCACGCAAGACAAAAUUUUACACAGGACGCGUGUUAAUAAUUGCACGGACUUUGGCCAAAUUAUUCCUACAAAGACAGUUACAUUCCCACAAGCAAAUACAAAUUUGCUAAUUAAAAGCUGAUGAAAUGGAUAUGGUGUUGAUUUUUCUUAGUUUAGGAUAGUAAAUGUUUAAAAUCUACUAGGCCUACACGUAGGGGCCUAGUCAAAUUUCUCUCCUGCGUCUGUGAUUAUCUUCGGCAUUUCACAUGAAUAUAAUUUAUCAAAAAAUAAUAUAAUUUUGAACUUGAGGGUUAUCCUAAAAAGAUUUUGCACGGAAUGACAGAUAAUGAAGAUAUACAUGCAACACCACAGAGUAACAUAAGCGAUGUGCCCAUGAGUAAACAGUGCUAAAUAUCUUCAAAGUGUUACCAGCUUUUGCGAUGUCUGUUUUCCUGCGUGGUUAUUACACAGGACGCAUACUAAUUUGUGGUCAGUUGGAGGCAAUGUAGUAAAGGACACAUUCACCAUUAUAACUGUUUAAAAUGCAAAUAAUAAUAGCUGGUUAAAUAGGCAGACAAUCAAGAUAUAAUAUGCGGCACCACGAGCAUGCACACACUGAACAUGCUAAGUAUUCCGAGGCCUCAUAUUUUGGAAAUUACCUUGGAAUACAUACCACUAUUACACGGAUGUGCAUCCAAAUAGAGGAGAAACUUAGUGAGGGACGCACGCACGCUCAAUUUUUCCUAGCAGGCAUCACGUUUAAUAUUUUGUUUGUGCGAGUCUGGUCAAGAUGAAGGUAUAUUUGUACUUAAAAUGUUUAUCCUAAACUGUUGAUGCUGUAGCUGUGUUUGAUAGAAAUUUCCCUUACAGAUUUAUCAUCACAUCUACACUUCUUGGGAAUUUAAAGCACUCAAUUGCAGCAUACUCAUGUUCAUUUCUGUUUGCAACCAUGGAUAACACAGAAAAGUCAUGAAAAGUGAAACUAAAUUAAGCAGGCUGGAAUAAAUCAUUAAAACUGAUAAAUAAGAUCACAACAUUAAUAAUGUUGCUAGUCCCAUUACCCAGGGUCAGUUUGAAGACAAGUGCAGCACUCACAUCAUGCAGUUGCAUACGAUAAUACUGAGUAAGUCUAAAGGAGUUUAUACCAAAUUGGCUGAAUAGUGAACAGAGGUUUGGGUUCGAAUCCCAAUUGGGAAGAACUAUUUAAUCAUUCUUUAUUCAUUUUAAUUAUUUUUUUGGAAAGAUUACUUUGUAACCAUUUUAGUAAAUUAAUUAAUAUAAAAAAUGUUUGUUAUUGAUAAAAUUUAAAGGGAGUAUAUUGUAUUUUAUCAUUGGUCAGUUAGAACAGUAUGAUGGGCGUACAUUAAAAAAUGGAAAAACUACCAGAAUUUUACAUACAGGAUAUUCAUAAGAGAAUACAGUAAUAUCCAUAUUGAGGUGUUUCUUUACAGAGAAAAAAAAAUUGGCAGCUAUCCAGAAACCCAGCAGCGUAUCAAGCAGUUGUCUGGAAAACAUUAUGUUAAAACAUUAAUGUGAUUGGUGGGUGUGAAUAUGGGAUGUAUUUAGAACAUAGCACAUAGUAAUGUAAUACCUAAUGACUCACAGUGAUAGUCAUAAAUAUUAUAUGCACAUCUGUGUGGAAUUGUAAGUGGAAGCACUGCAGUACUUAAACUUCAUUUUAAGCUUUUCAUCUCUCAUUUGAAAUCCAUGAGAUUUUUGAGUCUUACUUAAAAGCUUGUAAUCAUAUUUAUGGAUAAGAACUGUUAUAAUAAUUUGAAAAUUUUUACAAUUGAUUUUCUGGUUGCAAGCCAAUCAAAUCAAUAAACCUUUGUUACCGAAUCCUUUAUUUAAUUAGCUGGUAUAUUUAUCCAUUGAACUUUUUACCUAUUACACUGUACCAUACAUUCUUCCAGUUACAUUUUUCUGAAUUCAGUCCUCCCAUUGGUGUCUGUGAAUGUGAUGGGCAUUAUUCACCCUAAAGCAACUCCCCAAUCCACCUUUUGCACUUGGUUAAUUUGGGGUAGUGACAUCAUCUGUAUGAGGUAUUAAAUAAAAACAUUACCAAAGAGCGGGGCUAUUACUGUAAAUUUCUGCAAAAGGUGGAUUGUUAUCAGAGGUAAAUUAUUGGUUGUUGAAUAAUUCUCUCCUGAUUAGUACCUGGGGAUUAAUUUGAUUUGUGAAUUAACCCUCCGAUGUUAUUUGUGAGGGACAUUAGUCCCCCUCCCUCAAUUGGUAUCUACAGGGAAAUACUGUAAGUUGUACCACAACUAAACACCCCCCCCCCAUGAGCCACUGUGUCGUCUGAGUAAUUCAGGUAAGAAAGUAUGUAUAAUGAAUGAAGCGUGAUCUAAGCAUUUGUUUUGUUACUCUACUGUAUAUUGGGUCAUCUUCAGGAUAGAUAUUUAUCAAUGCUCAUAACCUCCAAAAAAUUUUUACCUCAGAGACACAUCAAUCUUGGACUCGUAUUGGCACCUCAAAGAAUCAGUAAACUUUACCUCCUCAAUAUAGGAGGGGGAGUUCAUUACCAGUUGUCUUAACUAGUCCCUUCCCACUGAUAUCUUGGAGAUUAUGUCUAUGAACUCCAUUGUCAUACGAUAUGUACCCUUUUUUGUGGUUUUUUGUAACACAAGGCCUCAUGAUGCGAGUUCACAUCCAAGCGUAGCACUUUCGUAUUGUAUGUAAACUCGCUUUCAGUUAUGUUUGAUUACAGUUGUGGAAAUAAUCUUGAUUGUGGUGGCACGCACUAUGUCUUGUCACAUGUACAAGAUACUGUACAUGGCAGUGAAUGUGUUAAGAAUGUUUUGUAAUAAGCAAAUAGUAUAGCUGCACAUAGUACACUAGCAGAUAAUAUAUGAAGUUAGAUUAAUGCAUGAAAAUAUUUUUGAAUGCAUUAAUCUAACCUUGGUCAGGAUUUUUGGUUUUAGCUUUUCCAUUGCAUUUCAGUUCUUUAACUGUGGCUUUUUAUGACAAGCUUCUGGAAACUGCAACGGUUCUGUUAAGUCAACAUUUUUAAUUUUCAUGACAUACCUAGCCAAAGAAAACUUAAUCAACAUCAUUUUUUCUUUGAAUAAAAGUCAUCUUUCUUUGUCCGGGCCGAUAGAAUCUUGCAAUUAUUGCGUCUAGACUAAGGCCACUCACUAGGCCUAGAACUAAUUCUUUAUCUACUGUGUCACCCAAGUCGUCAGGAAAUAAUUCUAUGGAGUCUUGGCCUCCCAGACCUAGGCCUACAUCUUAAAAAUUUGUUCCUUGAGACUUGAAAUACGUCUCAAAUAGUCCAAUUCCAAAUUCCUCUUUUUCUUUAUUUUUGGCAUCCAUAUAAUUCAAUAAAACCCUUAAAUCCCCUGCUGCAAAAAUUUUAAAGCGAUUUUCAGCUUUUAGUUUUACUGGCUCCAUGUUCACGACACUAUAUCAUUAUCAACAAAUGCUCGAGUAUAUCAUCUGCCCAGGGCCUGAACUGCCUUUCCAGGCGUGCCUUGUAGUACAGCUAAGUGUAAAACGCAUAGCAAAUAGUAUAGAUCUGCAAGAGGUCCGACUCUCUUGGUUUAGUUGGAACAUAGUCCUAUUUAAAAAAUUACUACCACAAACUAGAGGUUGUCCUACAAAAGGCAAGUUUCAAACUCUAUUUGAAUUCUAAUAGGGCGCCCCCUAUAUCAUGGUAGUACUUUUUUAAACGUCGCAUUGUGUGCAUACAAAAUCAGGGCAGUCAGACCUCUUGCAACUCUAUACUCUUUGCGCAGAGCUAGCCAAUCCUCGCAGUUACAAAAACAUGAAGUACUUUUUUUUCGCGAACAAAUGUAAAAGAAGUCAAGCAAACUGUGCACUAAUGAAAAAUUAGUGCACAGUUUGGGGAUAGGAAAAUAACAUUUGGAGUUACAGUGAUGAUGUCAUGCUUGGCUUGUAAUAUGUUUUAUAAAAAUUCAUAUUCUGUACAUGUUAGAACUUUUGUCAAUGUAUGUGCAUUAAUUUUGAAAUAAACUGAACCUCAGUUGAUA
This is a messenger RNA of Anneissia japonica, 5658 nucleotides long. Its product is annotated as STE20-related kinase adapter protein alpha-like. The transcript is spliced from 10 exons. The coding region runs from base 108 to 1214 and encodes 368 amino acids. Gene Ontology annotation, biological process: protein phosphorylation. The record is from RefSeq and is a predicted model, not a curated record. Gene Ontology annotation, molecular function: protein serine/threonine kinase activator activity; ATP binding; protein kinase activity. NCBI's taxonomy places the organism in Eukaryota, Metazoa, Echinodermata, Crinoidea, Comatulida, Comatulidae.